UGAAGAAGCCGGAAGUCGUUCCCGCACGGCACAUGCUGAGUGUUGUGUGGUGAGUGUUGAGUGUUGAGUGGUGAUUACAGUUAAAGUGUUAAGCGGUUAGUGUUUAAUCAGAGUGAUGGAGGAGGAAACAGCCAAUAAUACAGUGAAAAGGCCGCUGAUGGACAGAGAAGCUGCUGCUGUAGAGGAACACAAGAGGAGGAAACACAAUGAGGAGGUGAUGAAGACUUUAGGACAAGAAGAUGAGUCUGUGAAGCUGCUGGAGGAGCUGGUGUUCGGGGCUGAGGAGGAGCUGCUGCAGCGCUUACAGCACAGGGAUGAUGAGAAGGAGGAAGAAGACACGAGUGACUCUGAGACAGAGAACGAGGCGAGGCUUCAGCUUCCCACAGAGAGGAAGGCGGUGUGGGAGGAUGAGGAUGAUGAAGUUGACGAAGAUGUGGACAUGACACAUCGCUUCCGUAAGGACUUCAUACGGAGUGACGCAGAAGCCACCAUGUCCAAGCAGAGGAUGCAGCAGCGGCUCAAAGAUCAGUUCCAGAAAGCGAUGGGCGGAGUUCCGUCCUGGGCGGAGUCCACGGUGAAGAAAGGGAAGAGGAAAGGUGAUGAUGAGGAUGAAGAUGAUGAGUUGCUAAAGAGGACAGGAAAUUACGUUGCUGCCUCUGAAACUCUCCCUAAAGGCAUUAUCAAGAUAAAGAAAUGUCUGAAUGCUAACAACGCUAGCCCUGGUGAAGGUCGCCUGACCUCAGUACAGUUCCACACGUCUGCUCAGGUCGUCCUGACCGCUGGCCUCGAUCACACCAUCUCACUCUUCCAGGUGGACGGUAAGACCAACCCAAAGAUCCAGAGCAUCCACCUGGAGAACUUCCCAGUGAAUAAGGCGUGUUUCAGUGCUGAUGGAGAGCAGGUGGUGGCUACAGGCAUGAGGAACAAACUCUUCUACAUCUACGACAUGAUGGAGGGGAAGAUCAUCCCUGUGCCCAGGGUCAGAGGUCUAAAUGAACAAAGAGUAAAGGAGUUUGAAGUUUCUCCUGAUGGACAGUUCCUGCUCCUCACCGGUUCCUCAGGGUUCCUUCAUCUCAUGACCAUGAAGACAAAGGAGGUGGUGCACAGUGUGAAAAUUAAUGGCAGUGUGUGUGCGGCAAGAUUUAACUCAGAUGGCAGUAAAAUGUUCACCAAUUCGGAGGAGGGGGAGAUGUUUAUCUGGGAUGUGAGGAGCAGUAAGUGUGUGAACCGGUUUGUAGAUGAUGGCUGUGUGACUGCGACGUCUCUCGCUGUGUCUAACGAUGACCGAUACGUGGCCUGUGGCUCCCAGUCAGGAGUGGUGAAUAUUUACUCUCAGAAGGAGUGUGUGAACAGUUUGUCCCCUAAACCCCUGAAGUGUGUGAUGAAUCUGCUGACAGCCUCCACAACACUCAGGUUCAACCCCACGUCUGAGAUCUUGGCCAUCGGCUCACGCUCAGAGGACGAAGCUAUCCGCCUGGUCCACAUUCCCAGCUUCAGUGUUUUCUCCAACUUCCCCCUGUUCCGCAAGAAAACCAUAUACAGACCUCACUGCCUCGACUUCUCACCUCACAGCGGCUUCUUCUCCAUCGCUAACAAUAAAGGACAGGCUCUACUCUUCAGGCUGCUGCAUUAUAAAGACUUCUGAGGAUGUUGACCUCGUGACACACACACACACACACACACAUGCACACAGACACACUCACACACACACUCACACAUACACAAACACACACACAAACAGAGAAGAUCAACACAUCAAUCACAUCUGAAUGACGUUUAUAGAUUUUAAUAAAACAGAUUUUGUGACCCA
Molecule: messenger RNA, 1810 nt
Organism: Tachysurus vachellii
Lineage: Eukaryota; Metazoa; Chordata; Actinopteri; Siluriformes; Bagridae
Gene: utp18
Product: UTP18 small subunit processome component
Exons: 13
Coding region: 116-1645 (509 amino acids)
Biological process (GO): rRNA processing
Cellular component (GO): small-subunit processome; Pwp2p-containing subcomplex of 90S preribosome
Molecular function (GO): protein binding
Source: RefSeq, a predicted model, not a curated record